Molecule: messenger RNA, 948 nt
Organism: Penicillium nucicola
Lineage: Eukaryota; Fungi; Ascomycota; Eurotiomycetes; Eurotiales; Aspergillaceae
Exons: 2
Coding region: 1-948 (315 amino acids)
Biological process (GO): rRNA processing
Molecular function (GO): snoRNA binding
Source: RefSeq, a predicted model, not a curated record
AUGUUUGCUCACUUGGUCACUGCUGCCAAGGGUCUAUUUACGCGACCUGAAAAUACAGAAUCUGCCGAUUCCAACAUGGUGACUACACGACGAGGCGAAGUUGCGCCCGAACUUGCGAACGGAAAGCGCAAGGCCAACAAGGCCGACAACCAGCAAACCAAGCGAAGAAGAAAGAGUGAUCCCAAGGACAUGGAGACCGAAGAUGCAAGCGAUAUCCUGAAGUCGUCCAACCUCAAGGGAGAGAAAGCGCCCGCGGAAAAGAAGAACCACUUCCGUUUCGACAGCGAAGAACCCGAAAUUCCCGAGACACUAUCCGAGGAAAUCCCAGAAGAUCCGAUGCAGGAGGAUGAAGAUGAGGAUAGCGAUGAUGAUGCACCAGAGGCCAUUGAUAACUCGGCCCAGCUUCUGAGAAUGAAGGAACAGGCCAAGAAGCGAGAGACCGCGAAGCAAUUAGAAGAACAGCUGAAGAGAGAAAAGCGACGGAAAUUGGAUGAGCGUCGCAAGUUGCAAGCCAAGACUAUUGUCAAGCCUAAGGAGUCUUCCGACGAUCUCCUCUCUGAGAGCACAGCCACCAUUCAGGGCACAACUACACAAGAUGCACGACGGGCAGCUCUGCCUGCUUUGCUUCCAGAUGACAUUUUGAACGCCGAGCCUGUCAUCCGCCCUCCCACACCCCCGGCCGAUGAAUUUGCCAUGCCGAAGAAGUCAAAUAAGCUAAGGUUCCUGGACAAGCAGGACAAAAUUCCCAAGGAUGUCAAUCUGGGCGAUAUUUCUAUUCGGGUGCUCGAUGCGCCCUCCACCAAGAAAAGCUCGAAGCCUGCUUUGGCUCCUCGAGUCUCCAAGGCUGGAAAGAAUCUCAAGAGCAGCAUGUUGCAGCGGGCCCGCAGCUCAGCCGGCAACGGGCUCCGCAAGAAAGCAAGCGGGCCUGGGGGAUUUGUUCGUCGUUGA